AGUAGUUAACUUUAACAUGGCAACUCCCCAAAACAGCUGUCCGGCAAUUAACUGUCAGCGAAGUGUUUAUUUAAUAAUUUAUCGCAAAAAUAGAAAGUAAUGUACAGCAUUAGCAAAUUUUGUGCACAAAUUCAGCCAGCAAAGUUUUUGCGUAUAUCAGAAUUACAAAUAAAUGAAUUGCAACGAUUAAAUAUAUGCAACAUUUCAACAGCUUAUUGCUACUAUCAGUGCCGACAGCAACACUUAAUGUGUAGUAGUCUACCUAAAGCAGUGCGAGCAAACACAUUUGAAAGUAAGAGGCGAUACUCUACGGUGAUUGCGCAGAAAACCAUAGCGAAGAAAAAGAUGGCAAAACUCACCGAGCAGGAAAGAUCUGAACUACUUCAACCUAUUCUGGCUGCUGGCUGGUCAUUAGUAGAUAACCGCGAUGCCAUAUAUAAGGAAUUCUUAUUCAGUGAUUUCAACGCUGCUUUCAGUUUUAUGUCCGGUGUUGCUUUGCUUGCCGAAAAACUGAAUCAUCAUCCCGAGUGGUUUAAUGUAUACAAUAAAGUACAAGUAACUUUGUCUACACAUGAUGUUGGCGGCCUCAGUGCAAAAGAUAUUCGUGUAGCUAAAUACAUGGAAGAACAAGCCAAACGUCUACUCUAAGCAACCGUUCCAAUUAGUGUGUGGUGUUUUCAUGAUAUUGUUAGUUAUUUAAAGUUGUAAAAUAAAUGUUGUGAUUAAAAUUUA
Messenger RNA from Bactrocera oleae (olive fruit fly), 732 nucleotides. It is a transcript of the gene Pcd, whose product is annotated as pterin-4a-carbinolamine dehydratase. Gene Ontology annotation, molecular function: 4-alpha-hydroxytetrahydrobiopterin dehydratase activity. The record is from RefSeq and is a predicted model, not a curated record. Gene Ontology annotation, biological process: tetrahydrobiopterin biosynthetic process. Lineage: Eukaryota; Metazoa; Arthropoda; Insecta; Diptera; Tephritidae.